Messenger RNA from Arabidopsis thaliana (thale cress), 2040 nucleotides. It is a transcript of the gene MAN2, whose product is annotated as Glycosyl hydrolase superfamily protein. NCBI's taxonomy places the organism in Eukaryota, Viridiplantae, Streptophyta, Magnoliopsida, Brassicales, Brassicaceae. The transcript is spliced from 5 exons. The record is from RefSeq and is marked reviewed. Gene Ontology annotation, biological process: polysaccharide catabolic process. Gene Ontology annotation, cellular component: extracellular region. The coding region runs from base 578 to 1879 and encodes 433 amino acids. Gene Ontology annotation, molecular function: mannan endo-1,4-beta-mannosidase activity; hydrolase activity, hydrolyzing O-glycosyl compounds.
CACAACACACACACACACACAUCAAAGUGCGUGUAUCCUGAUUCUUACUUGCUACCUUUCUUCUUCCUUCUUCAUCAUUCAUCAUUCAUCAUUCAUCAUUCAUCAUUCUCAUAUCUCUCUUCUUUUACUGGGGAUCACAAUAUCUAUCUAGUUGUAAAUUGUGAAUGAUAGAUCCUGAGCCUUCUUGCCGCCACCUCUUGAACUUAAUGUACUUGAAACCAGUCUCCACAUAGCGAUAGAGAGAGAGAUCUGUUAUGUGUGUAUUCAUCAAGUUCUCUUUUUUUGGGCUCAAAGUGUAAAAGGAGACAUUUUCAAUUCUGAGUUCUUUUGUUUUCUUAUAAUAAAAUCUGGGUUUUCUGAGAUUUUCUUCACAUCGUCCGAAACGUGGACACAUUUUGAUCUUUUGGGUGUCACUGUGUCAAUAAAGGUUGAAACUUUGAUUACAUUUCUCUCAAAAGGAUUAAUUUUUAUUUCUCUAUCUGGGUGAGAUUUGGAUUAAUUGGUGAGGAAUCGGAAGAAACUGGCGAGAUUACAAGCGAUUGUGAAAUAUCAGAAUCUAAUAAGAGGAAGAAGAGGCAUGGCGGCUCCUACAGGGAACGGGCCAGUGAUACCAAUUCUAGGUUUCCUUACAUGUGUGGCUUUUAUCUAUCUCUCCUUUGGAGAUUUGUGGUUCGGUCUCAAAACGGAGGGCGAGUUAGCAUUCGUGAAACGGAAUGGGACACAGUUUGUGGUCGAUGGUAAGGCUCUGUAUGUGAAUGGUUGGAACUCUUAUUGGUUCAUGGACCAUGCUGUGAAUGAUCAUAGUAGACAUCGCGUUAGUGCUAUGCUUGAAGCUGGAGCUAAAAUGGGUCUCACUGUUUGUAGAACAUGGGCUUUUAAUGAUGGAGGCUACAAUGCUCUUCAGAUCUCUCCUGGUAGAUUCGAUGAACGAGUUUUCAAGGCCUUAGAUCAUGUAAUCGCAGAGGCCAAAACACAUGGUGUUAGGUUGCUUCUGAGCUUAGUGAAUAACUUACAAGCUUAUGGAGGGAAAACUCAGUACGUCAAUUGGGCAUGGCAGGAAGGUGUAGGCCUCAGCUCAUCCAAUGAUUCCUUCUUCUUUGACCCAUCUAUCCGCAGAUACUUCAAGAAUUAUCUCACGGUGCUGCUGACCCGUAAAAACUCUUUAACCGGGAUUGAGUACAGAAACGACCCAACAAUUUUUGCAUGGGAGUUGAUAAACGAGCCUCGCUGCAUGUCUGAUGUCUCUGGGGAUACUCUACAAGACUGGAUUAACGAAAUGACAGCAUUCAUUAAAUCAAUUGACAACAAGCAUCUUCUAACUGUUGGCUUGGAAGGGUUCUACGGUCCCAGUAGCCCAAAAAAGCUGACAGUUAACCCCGAACGGUGGGCCUCUGAGCUUGGGUCAGAUUUUGUUCGAAACUCUGAUUCGCCAAACAUCGAUUUUGCCUCGGUUCAUAUCUACCCUGAUCACUGGUUUCACGAUCAAGGGUUUGAAGAAAAACUCAAGUUCGUUGUAAAAUGGAUGCUAUCUCACAUUGAAGAUGGGGACAAGGAACUGAAGAAGCCUGUUCUGUUCACCGAGUUUGGACUCUCGAAUCUGAACAAGGACUACGAUCCAUCGCAGCGGGAUCGGUUCUACAGAACCAUCUUUGAUGUUAUUUACAAAUCAGCCAAGAGGAAGCGGUCUGGUGCAGGAACACUAGUGUGGCAGUUUCUGAUAGAAGGCAUGGAAGGUUUCAACGAUGACUUUGGAAUAGUCCCAUGGGAGCAAGACUCCAUUCAGAGAUUAAUGAUUGAACAGUCUUGCAGAUUGAGUCGAAUCACUGGACGCCAUCUUCUUGACAAGAAGUCCAUAGAAAUGUGUUCCCAUAGACCAUGAGAAUACAGAUUCUUUUUUGUUCUUGCCUCUCAUAUGGGCAUAUAACCAAACUCAAAACCUUUAUAUAAGAGAUAGUAAAUUUAACCUUCCCAUUUUGCUUUUUUCUCAAAAAGCUUGAAGCUUUGAGUCAAAGUAACCGAUUUUCAAAUUUUUGUAUUUUG